Acomys russatus (golden spiny mouse) is the source of this 1800-nucleotide messenger RNA. Its product is annotated as tissue factor-like. Gene Ontology annotation, cellular component: membrane. The transcript is spliced from 6 exons. Lineage: Eukaryota; Metazoa; Chordata; Mammalia; Rodentia; Muridae. Bases 154 to 1014 code for a protein of 286 amino acids. The record is from RefSeq and is a predicted model, not a curated record. Gene Ontology annotation, biological process: blood coagulation. Gene Ontology annotation, molecular function: protein binding.
GGAGAGGCGCCGGUGUCCGCGCGGAUCUUUAUAACGCGCCCCGCGCGGACCCGAGCAGCCUGCGUGCAUUCAGUACCGUCUCCCUCCGCCUCAGAUCACAGCCCACGCGGUGCUGCCACCAAAGCCCCGAGACCUCGACACCAGCCUUUGGACAUGGCGAUCGACGUGCGCCCGCGCCUCCUAGCGGCCCUCGCGCCCACCUUUCUCGGUUGCCUCCUAGCCCAGGUGGCCUGGGCUGCAGGCAUUCCCGAGAAAGCGGUUAACUUAACUUGGGAUUCAACUAAUUUCAAGACAAUUUUGAAGUGGGAACCCAAACCCGUCAAUUAUUUCUACACUGUUCGGAUAAGCUCUGGAUCUAACGACUGGAAAAACAAAUGCUACUUAACUACAGACACUGAGUGUGACGUCACAGAUGAGAUCAUUCAGGAUGUGCACAGGACCUAUGAAGCAAAGGUCCUAUCUGUCCCACUAAGUGACACCAAUGGGGAGGAACCGGAAUUUUCAAACUCCCCAAAGUUUACACCAUACAGAGACACAAAACUCGGACAGCCAGUAAUUCAGCAUUUUAAACAAGAUGGCACAAAACUGAACGUGACAGUGGAAGACUCACAAACGUUAGUCAGAAAGGGCAAGAACGGCACAUUCCUCACCCUGCGGGAACUUUUCGGCAACGACUUGAGUUAUAUACUUACUUAUCGAAGAGACUUAAGCUCAGGAAGGAAAAGAGCUGAAUCAAACACUAAUGAAUUCUCAAUUGAUGUAGAAAAAGGGUCAAGCUACUGUUUUAAUGCACAAGCUGUGCUGCUCUCCAGGAAAAUCAAUCAAAGGAGCCCAGAAAGCAUUACUUUGUGCACGGACCAACAGAGGAGUACACCAAGAGAGACACUCAUCAUUGUGGGAGCAGUGGUGUUCAUGGUCACCAUUUUUAUCAUCAUCCUGUCCGUAUGUCUGUGCAAGCGCAGAAAGCGCAGAGCUGAGCAGAAAGGGAAGAACGUUCCACUGCACUUGGCAUAGAGGAAGGAGGCUGAAGCUGCUAACAUGACACUACCUGCAUGGCAUCGUUAACAAGACCUCUGGUGGGACAGAGGACGCAGGGCAUGGAGUUUGAGGAUCUUAGUCAGAAAGGCUCCCUUCAUGAUGAGUUACUCCAGCUAACGUUUUUAUUCUGACACUAGUAUUUGUCACUUUAGAAUCUACUGAAUGGUACAGACUGGCUAAUACUGCAGUGCCUAUUGCACAAAUGCUUUAGAUUGUGUAUUCUACGCUCAGGUAGACACUAAUUCACCCAGGAUGAUGUCCUUCAUAUAUCCGGGGUGGACUUUUGGAGAACUCAUAUGAGAAGCUGAUUUCAUAGGCUAUAGAACAGUGAAAUGGAAAUAGGGUGGAAUUUUCUAACAGUUGUUCUUUUGUAAAGUGCUGUUUGCUUUCUUUUUGUUCCUCUACUAGGUACUUUUGGAAGUUCAAAGCAAUUGGCAGACUUUCAAAUUAUUAAAUGCAGGAUAUUUCUGCUUGGGGGCAUCUUUGUGAUAUGUAUUACAGUGCAGCACUUUAACUGACAAUGGUGAGGAUUUAAUAGUUGACAGCCAACUCUAUUUUUAUAAGACUAUACAAGGAAACUACAUAGCUUUAUGAUUUAAGGUACUGAAAAUGUUUAUGGUUAACAAUGUAUAUAUUUAUAUACAUUUUAAAGGUUUUGUGUAUGGGAUUUUCUAUUUAUAUAGCUUCUAUUUGUAUAUAUUGAGAUAAUUUAUUUAAUAUACUUUUAUAUAAAUAAAGGUGAUUGGGAGCGUGACUGUCACA